CGAGACUUCUGUGUAAAAACCCGGAAGCCUGGCUGAGUUUGGUUAGAUUUAAAAUCAAAGAUAAUUUUGUUUCACUUUCAGUUUAGAAAAAUUCCUGGAGGGCCCUGGAAGUAGGGGCGAUAUUCCAAUGCCCACGAUGGAGGAAAGCCAACAAACGAGCUCCCAAAGAAGAGCCGAGAUAUCUAAACUGUUACCGAUUCGGGCCUUGAAUACAAACGAAAUCAACCAAAACACGUCUUGUAUUCCUGCUGGUGAUAGGCUGGUGCUGGCUUCGGAAAUCUGCAACAAAAUCUUGCAACUUAAAGAAAAAGAUGAAGAUGACAAGUUUGUUGUCAUAAAAAGUAGUUAUGGAUUUGGAAAAACUACUUUGUUGAAUCAGAUUGCUGAUGAAGUCACUAAAAGAGGAGGUAUAACGCAAAAUGAAGUCUGGGCUCUAAAUUUUGAUCAGAAUUCUUCAAUGGAAACUAUUUUUGGCUUCUUUGCCCAGAAGGCAGAAGUACACGGACUUCAACUGGAACAGCAAAUGUUGCGAAAAACACAUUUAGAACUCAGAAGAAGACUAGAAGCAGCUUUCAAAGUGCUUUUUUAUUGCAAGUUACUUAUCUUAGAUGACGCAGAUGCUAGUGAUUUCUUCGACUUUGCAUUUCUGAAUGAAAUUGCAAACAAAGAUUUGAUAAUUUGCUUUUCUUGCAUUCACUUUGCCAAAGACAAGUUCUCAAAUUGCAGUGUUUAUGAAAUACCUUGCAGAAAUCAAGCAGAUGUAGAUGCUGAUUUCUAUAAACAGCUCCUGCUACAGUAUGGUGGUAAAGAAAAGGAAAAGCUAAGUAGCCUAGCAAGAAAACUUGGGCCACUUUAUGGCAAAAUUUUUAUCCUGGCAAUCAAUCAAGGAAUCUUGAAUCUUGAGGAAGAGCAGGAAGUCAUGGAGUUUUGUUCAGAGAAAACCUCUUGCAAUAAAAUGAUUGAGUGUUUCUUCUCAAGACUGUUUAGCCAUCUGACAUUGUUUGAUCAACAACUGCUUCUUAGUAUCUCAGCAAUAAGAGUGCCUUUGCCAAUUGCUGACAAAAAUAUGUUCAAAAAUUUAGUUGAGCUUGGAGUUUGCCAGAAGAUCCAAACAGCAAGCAAAAAAUUUGCCAUCCAAUCCCUGAACAGUGUUAAACAGAUUAUCAGAGCACUUAAACUAGAAUGCCAAUAUGGUGAUGAUGGAAAUCCUGAAAGGCCUGACAUGCUCUUUCUCUGGAUGCUUUUGCUUCCUGAUAUUCUCAAAGAUUUGAUCAAAAAGGCGGAAGAUCAUUCAUGGCCAUUUGUGCCUGAAGCUUGGCAGUACAAAGCUGUGAUUACAGAGCAAGAAAGAUAUAACCUCAAGGACAUCAUUCAUCAAAGAAAUAAAUUUGCUGACUUUGAGGAGAUUGAGAUACUCCAGGAAUGCCUGUACAGUGCCCUGGUUGACAAGAAUUACAGUUCUGCAGCGGCCAUAUUGUUUAUCAUGGAUCGUUUUAUCUAUUGGCAAGGGUCAUCGAAGUACUUGAUUAACCUGACAGAUUAUAUUCAAAGAAACAGCAUUGGCACAGCAAUCCCGCCACAAAUUGUCAUAAGAAAAGCACGCAUAAUGAAGAACGAGGGAGACAUUCAAGGUGCAGACAAGGUCUUAAAUUCAUUAAUGCAAAGUGGACAAGGUGUUGGACGUUGGGUUUAUAAGUCAACAUCGGACUACAAGCUUGUUUCGUCAGUCUGCGUGCAAAUCAAAGGAGAUAUUUACAGAGGAUUGGGUCUAUGGGUUGAAGCAGCAAAAGACCUCAUCAAAUCGAUCAUUGGAUUCAAGACGUUACCCAAAGCUGAUAUAAAGGGCUGGGCAUCAAGUUUGUCUCUCUUGGCUGAUGCCUACCAAUACAUGCCUCUGAAAGACUACACGGAGCAAAUGAAAAUGAAAUUUGGCCUCUCUUCAUCACAUCCAGUCUUAGAGGCUAUCAAAUGUGUCAACGAGGCUGCAGAUUUGUCAAUCUAUUCGCCAUUGUUCUACGCAAAAAAUAAGAGGCGUGCUGGAGAGCUGAUGUACAUAUUUUCAAGAACACUUCCGGCAUAUUCUCAAGAACAGUUGUAUUAUUUGCAAUGUGCAGCAACCGAGCUUAUGUCAGGCCUACAAUGUCAUACCAGCAUUGCAAGCCUUGAAAGCCGAGAGCAGUUUUAUGAGUUUGUGUUUUGCGCCUACAAAUUGGCGCAGGUAGUGAAUGAGCUGAAGAAAUUGCAAUUAGAGAUGAGCCUGAAGGUGUCUUUGAAGAAUACAGGGACUGCUCUUAUGUCGUUGUCAAAGAAACUCUAUGAACGCUACUGUUCUUUCCCCGCGAGAGUCCAACAUGAUAAACAAUCUAUUAUGUUCAUACAGUCAAUUAUGGCAAUGCUGAACUUGCCCAAGAUCCCACUACAGGAAAUCUCUCUUCAGAAAAAUUUGCCGGAAAAGGUGCCCGAACAAAGUAAAGUGAAUCGCGAAGAAUCUGAAACGAAAGAGAGAUCACUCAGUAAGGACCAACCAAAGUCAAGAAUGGGACACGAUGGAAGCACAGAGGAAGCAGAGCCAAAGUCACCUAAACAAGCUGAUCGAAAACAUCUCAAAGAAGAAAACUUUUCAUCCAUAGGUGUUGGAUUUUCUGAGCAAACAAGUCAUAUUGAACGAGUUGGAUUUCAAGACCAAGCAACUCUAAUGACAGAAGAUACGGAAGAGCUUGGUGCCACCAACGAUGCAUCCGGCACCGAUGCAAAAGGUUUUUCCAGGUCGUAUAAUACUGCUAAAACAGAAGAAGAUUUGGAGACAGCAGACGGGGGCUAUGAAUCUCAGUUACGAAAUGCCACCACUGCCUCAGAAACAGACGUUGUUGUUGAUGCAUUUAAAGAGUUCGUCGUAGUUGAUAGAGAUGAUGCCGAGCAAUUCCGCAAUGCCACUACUGCUUCAUCGAUGCAGACAGACGAUGGAAUUGAGGAGCCACGUGGUGUAGAAAACGAAGAAAGUGCAGGAUCUGGCGAAGAUUCAGGCAUGGCUGACAUACAAAACGAGGCUACAUAUUUGACUGAAGAAGAUUUUACAACAACGGAAGAUUUUAAAAUGAGGCUGAGGACAACUCUAGCAACUAUUGACGAUCACAUGGCUACGUGCGAGAGAGAUCAGCUUCAAAUCGAGGAUGCUCUGAACAUAAUUAAUCAAUCGCAACCAAAGGUUCAUGAUGCUGUAGUUUGGCGUUAUGAUUCAAUAGCGAUGAAAUGGUUUUCAAUGGAAACCUUGGCAUAUAUUGGCAAUAAACUGGUUCUAGGGGAAAAGGAAGGUGCCUGCAGGGAUGCAUACAUGGUUGAGUACUUGAACCAAGAGGAACCAUUUGGCAGAUAUGUUGGUAAGCAGUAUAAGAUCGAGAAGUACAAAGACAGGCCGAAGUCCAUGCAGCAGUACAAACAGGAUGUGAUAUGCCAAGUUACAUCUCGAUAUUAUGCCACCAAGUUCAAUCAAAAAAUUUAUCAGAAAGGUUUAUUAUUGAGUCAAGUGCAAUUCCUACCCGCUGUAGUUGUUGAGCUUUCGGAUGUUGAUAGCGACCCAGAGAGAUAUUUCAAUGUUGAGCCAUAUAUGGCUGGAAGUUUCACCAAAAUUACAAACAAUUUUAAAUGGGUGAUUAAGGAUAAUAUCCAAGGCAAAGAGCUGCUGUUGGCUUUCAGUCAUUUUUCCUACUGCAUCUCAAAUGGAAAGAUGCUGAUAGUUGACAUUCAAGGAUGGACAAGUGAUGACAAUUCUGGUGUGACAUUUCUCACCGAUCCACAGAUUCACACCCCGGACAAAAAGGGUUUUGGCUCAGCAAACAGAGGUCUUGAUGGGUUUAGCGAAUUCUGGGCAUCACAGCACCCAAAAUGCAACGAUGUCUGUAAAGCUCUGUCUUUAAAGAGACCAUGAAAAAUUUUUGCUGAACGUUUUUUUUGGAAGUAGGGUAGGCAUACAAUUAACAAGAAGAACAGAAGUAAGACCGUAGCCCAAUCUUCGUUUAUUUUACCUUUAAUCUUGAUUGCAGAUCUUUUUACCAAAAGCUUUGUGAAAUAGUUAGGGAUAGCUGCUGUAACCUAGGAACUCUCACUAACGAAAGGCCACUAAAUUGAUAAAAAAAUUCUUCAAUUGUAAAGGGCCGUUUAUUCCAAAAUACGGUGCGUUUAAUUUGCUUUUUGUUUUCAACCAAUUGACGACCGUUACGUAGAAAUACGAUAAUGACCAGACGAAUCAAAAUGACAUUCUCAACCUAACGUGUAAAGCUGAAUUUUCUUAAUACUGCGAUAUCCUUGCGAAGACUUUUUUACUUUUUGGUGUUUUAAGCUAUAAAGUUGUCAACUUGCAUCUUUCGUAGUUAAUGCAAAAUCCCAGGGACCUCAGAUUGUGCACGAUUUUGCUGGAAUUUUGGCUGCUUUUUCAGCAUAUUAGAGUGUUGCCCUCUAUCCCCAUGCCCAUUCUUUGGUUCACGGGGUGCUGAUUCCCCCAUUAGUCCUGUCAAAUAUACUAUACGUCAUUAUUUAAUUCACGUAUUUAAAAGCUGCAUUUGUGAUUUCUAGGACUGUAGAUAUUAUGUGAAUGAGAAAAAUUUAUAGCUCGGUGCACUUUUUUCCUUCUUUCUCCGCCAAUCAGUGCUGCCAUCAGAUUAUGUCUUAAAAUACACGCUUUUGGUACCAUAGUGGACGCAGCAGGGCGGUUCCAAGUUGCAACGCCGAGGUAUAAGCUUCAUGUGCUAGGAGGUAACUGAACAGUAAACCUCCGAGUUGCAACUUAGAACCGAAUGUAAUUUCUGAGUCCAAAACAAAGGAAAAUUGGUCUGAUAAAAACCUAAGCUUACACCUACAAUGCAUGCAGGGUGAGAGGUCGGGAAUGUAAUUGCCAAGACUAAAUCCAUCAAGAGUUUUGGGGAAUGGCGUUGUUUUCUGCCAUUGGAAUAUUUGUUCAAUACAUCACAUGAGAAUAAUAUAUUUGAUGAACAAUUAAGCAGUUUAAGCGCACCAAAGACAAAUUGAGUGGAGGUCUUGCAACUAUAAAAAUUAGACAUUUGACAAUGUGAACAGUAUAAUGUAUAUUUUACGAUAUUUGAGAGUCACCUGCGCUGUGCCGAUGUUAUCCGGUGUUUUCUCUCGAUACCCUGGGUGCCAGAGUCCCAACAAUUUAGUUCCAGAAUUAUACUUUGAAAACAGUCACAGAAAAAUUCAUUUGAGCUAGGAUGGAAAAAGGAGUCUCUUCCCUUCCCCUUCCCGCAUCCACACAUUCCUUGCCACCGCAUCGGUCUACAAUACUUUCUUCCCGGUUUUUUUUUAGGCUCUUUGAUAAGGUAAAAAGUAUUGACUCAUCAAUUAAAAAAGUUGGUUUACCUCAACGCUCAUGUCUUGAACCCAUACUAUUCCUCAUUUAUAUCGACCACCUCCACGUGCUGUCCAGAAAUUAAGUGUAUCUCUGUACGCCUUUAAAAUGAACAUGGCAUUUGUUUCUCUGUGGCCUUUAAGCAAUUCUUGAACUUGUGUAGGAUCCCUGUUGAUGGUCUUGUGAAGGGGUUGUUGACAAAGGCUCUUAAUUUCCACAAAACGCAUAAAGUGUAUCUUUAAAGCACCGACUUACCAUCAUAUUCAGAUGAGCUAAUCACUAAUGAGUCCAACAUCAUGCUCUGCAGGUCUCUUACGCGCUGGAUCCUCAAAACAUGCCAGCUAUAUGAAUUUUAUGAAUACAUCAACUGACCUAGAAACCAUUCCUAAGAAAAGCUCCAAUAAAUGUACAGAAAUGCAACUUCUUCAGAGCUGUUAUGUCUUGGAGUGGCCUGUUAGCUAAAUAAUGCAGACAGAUUCCCUGAUCAGCUUUAAAAUGUGUAAUAUUUAAUUGUAAAUAGGUCUUUGCCAUUUUGGUUUUUUAUCGUAGAUGUUUAUUUUAGCUACUCAUUUAAAACUAAUGAAGUGGGUUUUAUGAUAUUGAAUCGUAGUUAAGUUUAUUUUUUUUAGCAUGAUAUUUUUUGUAAGUUUUUA
This is a messenger RNA of Rhopilema esculentum, 6012 nucleotides long. RefSeq names its product alpha-protein kinase 1. Lineage: Eukaryota; Metazoa; Cnidaria; Scyphozoa; Rhizostomeae; Rhizostomatidae. Gene Ontology annotation, cellular component: cilium. Gene Ontology annotation, biological process: protein phosphorylation; innate immune response; cytoplasmic pattern recognition receptor signaling pathway. The record is from RefSeq and is a predicted model, not a curated record. Gene Ontology annotation, molecular function: monosaccharide binding; ATP binding; protein serine/threonine kinase activity.